This is a messenger RNA of Diceros bicornis minor, 1825 nucleotides long. RefSeq names its product ST6 N-acetylgalactosaminide alpha-2,6-sialyltransferase 1 (gene ST6GALNAC1). Gene Ontology annotation, molecular function: alpha-N-acetylgalactosaminide alpha-2,6-sialyltransferase activity. The transcript has 9 exons. Lineage: Eukaryota; Metazoa; Chordata; Mammalia; Perissodactyla; Rhinocerotidae. The coding region runs from base 1 to 1794 and encodes 597 amino acids. The record is from RefSeq and is a predicted model, not a curated record.
AUGACAGGCUGCCUGCGGAGACUCUGUCGUCUGGGCCAGGCUGUCCAGCGGCUCCUGCUUUUGGCUGUGUUGAUCUUCUUCCUCUUCACCCUGCCCUCCUUUGUUAAGGAACCCAGUACAAAGCCUGCCAGGCAUCAAUAUAUACAGAACAUUAAAGAACGGUCCCCAGAGUUGCUACAAAAGUCCGCGUCCCAGGCACCCACAAUGGGAAGGAGAACCGCCGUCCGUGUGGAGUCAGUGCAAGAGAAGAGCACGUUGGACACGCACCCCAAGGCCACGGCCCACACCGCUGACAAGAGUGAGAGAGCAGAGGCCGGCAAGGCCGCAGUGGAGGAGCGGGGCAGAGUGCCCAGCACAGCAAGGACCGCGUUACUGAAGAGUCAGGAGAGGAAGGACACCGUGGUGGACACGCUGUCCCCGAGAAGUCAAGAUGAGGGGAUGGCCUCUAACAGGACAGAGACACUGAGGCUGAAGAGUCAGGACACGAGGACAACCAAAGAAAGGGGGGACCAGAUGGAGAAGGCAACAGCCACAAGGAGGGCACCAGUGAAGCCUCAGGGCAAAGUAGCAACCACAGCAAAGAUACUCGUCCCGGAAAGUCAGGCCAAGGUGCUGACCACCACAGCAGCAGGGUCAACGAGGAGAAUGAAAGGAGCAACCACAGCGCCUGUCCCACCCAAGGAGAGAACCCGGGCCACCCCGCCCUCUGCCCUUUUCCAGAGCCCCACUACACAGAGAGGCCAAAGACUGAAGGCCGUCAACUUCAAGUCUGAGCCUCGCUGGGAUUUUGAGGAAACAUAUAGCUUGGACGUGGGGGGCCUACAGACGACCUGCCCUGACUCCCUGAAGGUCAAAGCCUCCAAGUCGCUCUGGCUCCAGAAUCUCUUUCUGCCCAACCUCACCCUCUUCCUGGACUCCAGACGCUUCAACCAGAGUGAGUGGGAACGCCUGGAACACUUUGCACCGCCCUUCGGCUUCAUGGAGCUCAACCACUCCUUGGUGCAGAAGGUCGUGACACGCUUCCCUCCAGUGCUCCAGCAGCAGCUGCUCCUGGCCAGCCUUCCUCCUGGGAGCUCCCGGUGCAUCAGCUGUGCCGUGGUGGGCAACGGGGGCAUCCUGAACAACUCCCGCAUGGGCCAAGAGAUAGACAGCCAUGACCACGUGUUCCGGUUGAGCGGAGCUGUCAUUAAGGGCUACGAACAGGACGUGGGCACUCGGACAUCUUUCUACGGCUUUACUGCCUUCUCCCUGACCCAGUCACUCCUCAUAUUGGGCAAUCGGGGCUUCCAGCAUGCGCCUCUGGGGAAGGACGUCCGCUACCUGCACUUCCUGGAAGGCACCCGGGACUAUGAGUGGCUGGAAGCACUGCUCCUGAAUCAGACCCUGGUGAAAAAGAACCUUUUCUGGUUCAGGCACAGGCCCCAGGAAGCUUUUCAGGAAGACUUGCAGUUGGACAGAUACCUGUUGCUGCACCCAGACUUGAUCCGAUACAUGAAGAACAGGUUUUUGAGGUCUAAGACCCUGAACACUGCCCACUGGAGAAUAUACCGCCCCACCACUGGAGCCCUCCUGCUGCUCACUGCCCUUCAGCUCUGUGACCAGGUGAGCGCCUAUGGCUUCAUCACCGAGGGCCACGAGCGCUUCUCUGACCACUACUACGACAAGUCAUGGAAACCAACUAUCUUUUACAUCAACCAUGACUUCAAGUUGGAGAGAACAGUCUGGAAGCGGCUACAUGAUGAAGGUAUAAUCCGGCUGUACCAGCGUCCUGUAACUUCCAAGCCUAAGAUCUGACUGGAGGCCAGGCUGCAGCAGUCUCUUCGGC